AUGCUUGCCAUGCUUCGUUGUUUUCCCAACAAGGACUACAUGGCGGCAGCAGUCUUCCAACCAGUUUCUUGCAACCGCGUGAAGGAUCUCAUUCGAAUUGGUGACCAGGAAGUUGUUUGGCAGGAAUCCACCAAAGAUAGACCAUUGGGCAUGUCCAUAGAACCCUACGGUCUCAGUGACUUGGACUUCAAAGGUACAGCUCUAAGCGCCAUAAACUUACAGCUGGAUCUCCCUCUGAAUGCAAAGCUCCUGGAUGCUUUCGCCUUCGCCGGUCUCCCUAGUUUACGGGGCCUUCGUGCAUGGAGACAAUCGCUCGCCCUUGAGUCCUGCAGCCUGGCUGGCCUUCCCAAACUCGAAACUGUGGUACUCAACUGCUCGUCCACUUUCAACAACUUCCUAACAUUUGGAGAUUCCUUUAAGUCCCUGCGACUUGUAGGCUGUCGAGAUCUGCCUAUUCAGUUCGUGUGCACGCGCUGUAAGCAGCAGCCGAAUACGAAUGUUCUCCGUAUUUUACCGGGGCCUCCGUCGGCCGAGAGUCAGAUCAUUUUUGAGACGGUGCCCCCGGAAGGUGAUGGGCGAUUGCCGGUGGGACAAUGUAUCCCCGGCGUUUGCUCGGACGAGCACCUCUGCAGGAACAAUUAUGCCCUAAAACUCAGCAAGGAAUUUACCCUGAGACAAAUGUCUGCUGAGCUACAACCCCCAGUCCCCGACCUCCCUGCAAACACAACUGGUUAUCAAACAAUCUUCGGCCUAUUGGACUCCACCAACAGUUCGCUUGGCCAACUGGCAAUUCUUAUUAUCCUUCCGCUCGUCUUGCUGAUCCUCCUAAUCUCUGCUCUGGUAUGUGCCUGCCUCCUUCUGAGAAUGACGGGCUUCCUGGGCGGCACAACCCGCGUAACUCGAACCACUCAGCUCCCUGUUGGUACUCAACCGCCAAAUGCUGUCUACAGCCAAAUUCCGGCAAAACUCUAG
Molecule: messenger RNA, 972 nt
Organism: Spirometra erinaceieuropaei
Lineage: Eukaryota; Metazoa; Platyhelminthes; Cestoda; Diphyllobothriidea; Diphyllobothriidae
Source: the annotation of a GenBank genome assembly